GAUGACACAACAAAAAAGCCACCAACUGCACUUUAGCCAGCCGGGAAGGAUCCAGGGGCAAAACCGGGAAAUCCUCCAAGCUGAGGUAGGCAGGAGGAACUUUCCUCUCUCUCUCUGUCUCUCUCUCUCUCUCUCUUCUUCCACCGCGCGGCCGCGUUCGCUGCCUGCGCCACCACACCAUUGGCGACGGCACGCGCCCUCCCUCCCUUCCAGGGAAGCCUCCUCGCUCGCUUCGGGGGCGUCUCCGCGGCCAUAUCUUCCUCUUUCUGCUCGGCUUCCUCGUCACCGCCCCCCUCCUCGCCGUCCACUGGUGCCGAGCCGGCGCGGGUGGAGAUCCGUUCGCUUUGGAUCGACUUCUUCGUGUUUGGGUUGAAGCCGCUCGAUUUGCUCACCAGAAAUUCAGAUUUUCGAGUGGAAUUCGCUUAAUAUAGCAAUGCACUAGGGUUUACUGUGCACCACUAGGCUACUGCCUCUGCUAUUAGGAAGCCGACAUCUGUUGUUUCCGAAGUCUUUCAAGUCUCUGUUGGGUGGCGUUGCUAUUGUGGGUGUGAUAACAUGAUAAAGCAAUUUCUUGGACGUCUCCCCAAGAAGCCAUCCAAAUCUGGAGAUAAGGAUCCUAUUGGCCGGCCCAGCCCCUCGGUGUCGCACCAGCCAUUGGGUCCGAGAGCUGGAGACAGGGCCACCAACUUGAGUAGCCAUCCACCGGUUAUCUCCAGCUCUGGGCUCAGUUAUGGGAGUGGCAUGCAUGUCGGCAAUGCAUACACGAAGGCACACGUGAACGGUGAUUCGGCCGCUUCAGCAUUUCGGUCGUUGCCGAGCUUCAAGGACGUGCCCAACACAGAGAAACAGAACUUGUUUAAUGAGAAGUUGAACUUGUGCUGCGCCCAAUUUGACUUCACCGAUCCAACAAAGAACAUAAAGGAGAAGGAGAUAAAGAGGCAAACUUUGGUGGAGCUCGUUGACUAUAUUGCCUCGGCCAGUGGGAAAUUUUCUGAGGCAAGCAUGCAAGAGAUCACAAAAAUGGUUUCUGCAAACCUGUUCAGGACGCUGAGUACUCCUCCUAGAGACAACAAAGUGGAUGGCUUUGAUGUGGAUGAGGAGGAGCCUGUCAUGGACCCUGCAUGGCCACACUUGCAGAUUGUCUAUGAGUUGUUCUUGAGAUUCAUUCAGUCUCAAGAGACAGACGCCAAGUUGGCUAAACGGUACAUUGAUCAUUCGUUUGUUCUGAGGCUACUUGACCUCUUUGAUUCAGAAGACCCUAGGGAGAGAGAGUACCUCAAGAUGAUACUUCACCGUGUCUAUGGAAAGUUCAUGGUUCAUCGGCCCUAUAUUCGGAAAGCCAUUAACAACAUUUUCUAUCAGUUCAUCUAUGAAACUGAAAAACACAAUGGAAUCGCAGAGUUAUUGGAGAUUUUGGGAAGUAUCAUCAAUGGGUUUGCAUUGCCACUUAAGGAAGAGCAUAAAUUGUUCCUUGUUCGAGCUUUAAUUCCACUUCACAAGCCAAAGUGCAUCGCGAUGUAUCAUCAGCAAUUAUCUUACUGUAUCACCCAGUUUGUCGAAAAAGAUUGCAAACUUGCAGAUACAGUUAUCAGAGGCCUGCUAAAAUAUUGGCCAAUCACUAAUAGCUCCAAGGAGGUGCUGUUUCUGGGGGAGUUGGAAGAGAUAUUGGAAGCUACGCAACCUGCAGAGUUUCAGAAAUGCAUGGUCCCUCUCUUCCGCCAGAUCGCACGUUGCCUGAAUAGCUCACACUUUCAGGUUGCUGAGCGGGCGCUAUUUUUGUGGAAUAACGACCACAUCGAGAGUCUGAUCAAACAAAACAGCAGGGUUAUAUUGCCUAUCAUCUUUCCUGCACUGGAGAGAAAUGCCAGUGGGCACUGGAACCAAGCUGUGCAAAGCCUCACUCUAAACGUCCGAAAACUGUUCUCUGACAAUGACCCUGGACUAUUCACGGAGAGUCUGCGGAAAUACGAGGAAGAGAAAGCGAGAGAGAAGGAGGUUAAGUCGAAGCAAGAGGCCACAUGGAGACGCCUUGAAGAGAUGGCAUCAGCGAAAGCGACAAGCGGCGCGGCAGUUCUCGUCUCUCGACCCUUAUCCCGGCAGUCUUCGGCUGUGUAGCGAAUUUUCAUGUGGUCGUGAGAACAUUGUACAGGAUUGAGUUGUAUAUACGAGGUAUAUUAAGGUGGGCAAAUUGACAAAUGAUAUCGUCGGAGAAGCCAGCCAGAUGGGUUACAGGGCUAGGCACACAUCAUUUUCUUGGUCCCGAAUCUGGGCUUCUGCUAAGAUCUACAGCUGGUCGCGGUAUCAUCAUUAUGUUUAUCCUUGUCAGGAGUUGGCUAUGAUUCAAUUGUUUUCACCUGCUGGUCCUGCAGUCUUGCCAUGCAUGGGUAUCUGUUUCUGGAGACAAAAAAUCGGUGGAAGUCGAUAGAACUUAGAGCCUGGAAACGAGUCGUGCUGUUGUUCUUGGAGUCUGGAAUUGUUGCGUUUCUUUCUAGUACAAUUCAUGUGUUGUCAUCAUUAGAAGUUAAAUCCUUUGUGCUCAUCAUCAUCAUACGUAUGUGGAUCCAAUUAUAAAUGCCUGAUAAAUGGUUAAGGGUUCACGAUGAAGAUGACAUGGAUUCGUCA
Zea mays is the source of this 2622-nucleotide messenger RNA. Its product is annotated as protein phosphatase 2A regulatory subunit B'. Gene Ontology annotation, cellular component: protein phosphatase type 2A complex. The record is from RefSeq and is a predicted model, not a curated record. NCBI's taxonomy places the organism in Eukaryota, Viridiplantae, Streptophyta, Magnoliopsida, Poales, Poaceae. Gene Ontology annotation, biological process: signal transduction. Gene Ontology annotation, molecular function: protein phosphatase regulator activity. The coding region runs from base 556 to 2115 and encodes 519 amino acids. The transcript has 4 exons.